GUUGAACCGGAAGUGAUAACGAGGAGCGGCUAAUGCGACUUUUGGUUGUUGUUGAUGGUGAGCCAAGAUGGACAGCGAGCGGGUGAUGUUUUGCCCGUUUUGUGGGGAACAUAUGAGCCGAUUGACGCGGUUUUGUUUUUCGUGUGGUCGGUCUUUAGAGUGUUUAAAUGGCGCAGAUCAGACUGACAGAGCAGAAACACAGGAGACAUCUCAACCAUCGGUUAAUGCUAAACAGGCAGAAAAAUCGUGUCCAUCAUAUAAGCAUUUCCUGGAGUACAGAAGCUCAAAGUCAAAGGAGCGGCAGUCAUGUAACUACGGGCCGCGUGGAAGACAUCGGGCUAAACAACGAAAUCAUGUCCAGAUAAACAUUGGGUUGAUGAUGCCACAUGGAAGUGAUGGAACUGAUUUCAAACCUGUAAGAGGGAAAAGUCUUCCGUUAUUUGUUGACCCAGAGGUCGAAGCACCUGAUCUUCUGAAACAAGCUGUGAAGAAAAUGAGAACAUUCAACAAGGACGUGCCAGAAGGACCAUAUGUCCUUUUGUAUCCAGACUGCUCAGAGGUGGUCCAUGUGCCAGGGUCAGAAAAAACGUUCAAACUGGCUGAUUAUAAAAAGGAACUAGGGAGGCCAUACUGCAGGAUCAACUUUUUCAUUUGCCUUGAAACACAUUUCAAAGGAGAAGUGGGAGAUACCUCAGACUCUGAUUCUGAAAUUAUCAUCACAUCAAGGAGCACAGCUGAAUUUAAUCAAGCCGACACUGUGGUUUUUGAACCACCAAACCAAAGUACUCCCAAACACAAAACUGAAGAUAAAAGAAAUGCACUACGACAUUCAACAACAAUUCAGCCUGGACGGAUAGAAAUAUCUGAUGCUGAGGAUAUGGAUCCACCUGAAACUAAUUCAGCUAAGACUUCUUGCUAUGGUAAAUACACGGACUUGUAUGCACCAGGUGUUGAGGAAGAUGACGAGAAGCUGGUUACAGUCACUGAGGAAAUUUCCCAGCACACAGCAAGGGAGGAGAUGAACAUAACACUACCUGACGUUGUGGCAAAUCUGUCACUUCCUAUUGCUCACAAAAAUGUCUGCAGAUUCAACAUCUCAAGGGCUAAUGUUUGGGAUGGCGCAGUCAGAGGUUUCAAGCGUACAACAUAUUCUGAAACCUAUGACAUGCUUGUCAGAUUUACUGAUGAUGCUGGUGUCUUUGAGGAGGGAAUUGAUACAGGUGGUCCAAGAAGAGAAUUUUUAACUCUGCUAAUGAAACACCUGAAAGACCGACCCAUUUUUGAUGGACCAGAAGGACAUCGGUUCUUGGUCUACAAUGCAAAUGAUUGAGAAUGCUACUUCAUUGGAUGCUCUGCGGGAAUGUAUCCUGAGACACAGCACAAUGUUACAAACAGCAGGCUGUCUGAGACAUGUGGCUGCUCUGGGAGAGAAGAAAGAAGUUGUGGCAGACUACCUCAGAUGGUAUAUUAUUGACCGCAACUCAUCUGUAAUUGACAGAUUCAAAGAUGGUCUUACUGCCCUUCAGUUUCUUAAUGCACUACAACAACACCCUUCUUUGCUGUCCCCUGUCCUGGGCCACACUGCAAAGCCACUCACUGGCUUGGAACUUGAGAGACUCUUCAAACCUAACCUCAGCCCUUCAGGGAGUAACAGGAGACUAAAAGAAAGUCAAACUUUGGCCUACUGGGCAGACUACCUCCUUGAUUGUGAAGAAGGCAAGGCCUCUGUGUCUGUGGAGGAUGUUUUGAUGUUUGCAACUGGGCUGUCAUCACUUCCCCCUUCUGGUUUGGAACCACUGCCUCAAAUACAGUUCCUGGAUAACUCUCCAUUCCCGAUGGCAAAUACAUGUUCAAACUUGCUAAAAUUACCACUCCUUGAUUCAUACAGUAUGUUUAAGUCACAAAUGGACUUUGGAAUUGAAAAUAGUCCAGGAUUUGGCUGUUUUUAAACCACAUGACUAGAUGACCUCUGGAGCAGUGUUUCUCAAACUUCUCACAUCAAGUACCACCUCGUAACACAUUUGACAAGCAAAGUACCACCUCAUUAAAUAUAUGACCUUCCAAGUACCACCAGGACUAAAUCUGGAGAAAACCAGGUCCAAAAGGAAUCUUAAUUAAAGCUAAACUGGUCUGAAUUUUGUCUGAAGUAGGUGUAAACUAUGUCUGAACCAGAAAAGUGCCUAACUUAAACACAUUACUAAACCAAACUAAAUUAUCUCUAAUUAAAAUGAAUAAAGUAGAUGCAGAUGACCCUGAGUACCACCAGCAGCACACAUACCACGGUUUGAGAAACACUGCUCUAGAGCUCAGACUUUAGAAAUGUUUUGUUCUAAACUUGCUGUUGUUGGUGCACUUAAAGGUGCGGUUAGAUCUCAAUCGUUUUAGAUCCAUUAUUUUUAAACUGUGGUCUGUUUAUGAAUCACUGUUAUGUAUUCAGAUUAAUUUUAGAAUGAGAGGAGCAUUUCAGGAGAUUUUGUUCUCGAAAAAAAUGUUAAAAUGUAGUAACGGGGUAUUACUUUGCUUUAUUUUUUAUUCAUAUAUUUUCCGCUUUGAAUUAAUGAAGCCGUGACAAAUUCAGACACGUUUGUGUAUAUGUUCUACCAUUCCAAUAAACUUGUCUUCUUUCAUA
Amphiprion ocellaris (clown anemonefish) is the source of this 2629-nucleotide messenger RNA. RefSeq lists its product as uncharacterized. The record is from RefSeq and is a predicted model, not a curated record. Gene Ontology annotation, molecular function: ubiquitin-protein transferase activity. The transcript has 12 exons. Bases 68 to 1330 code for a protein of 420 amino acids. NCBI's taxonomy places the organism in Eukaryota, Metazoa, Chordata, Actinopteri, Pomacentridae.